Molecule: messenger RNA, 3179 nt
Organism: Haliotis rubra (blacklip abalone)
Lineage: Eukaryota; Metazoa; Mollusca; Gastropoda; Lepetellida; Haliotidae
Product: vesicle transport through interaction with t-SNAREs homolog 1A-like
Biological process (GO): macroautophagy; vesicle fusion with Golgi apparatus; Golgi to vacuole transport
Cellular component (GO): SNARE complex; late endosome membrane; ER to Golgi transport vesicle membrane
Molecular function (GO): SNARE binding; SNAP receptor activity
Source: RefSeq, a predicted model, not a curated record
UUGACAAACAUGGCCACCAGCUUGUUGGAGUCUUACGAACAACAAUAUUCUACGGUGACAGCCGACAUUACAUUCCAUGUCGGUCAGAUAGCCUGUCACCAUGGAGCGGAAAAACAGUCACAUGUCGACAACAGAAAGCUCUUUGAUGAAGCUUCGGAACUGUUGGAACAAAUGGAAUUGGAAGUGAAGGAGCAAGAUCCUCGAGAGAGACAGAAAUACUCCACACGUGUCAAGAGCUAUAAGACGGAACUGUUAAAGCUGCAAAAAGAUAUGAAAAAGGCUAAACUUGGCAUUGAUGCCAAUCGAGAUGAGUUGCUAGGUGACGACACCCAUGACUCAGAGGACCAGAGAGCAAGACUGUUGGACAACACAGAGAGACUGGAUAGGACAUCGAGGAGAUUGGACCACGGAUACAGAGCAGCUGUGGAAACAGAGCAAAUUGGGACACAAAUAAUGGAGGACUUGCAUAGCCAGAGGCAGACAAUACAAAAAUCACGAAAUAGGCUUGAGGAGAUGAACACAACACUGGGGAAAAGUUCCCGUGUACUGUCUGGAAUGAUGCGAAGGAUCAUACAGAAUCGGGUUCUGCUGAUAGGCAUCGGACUGUUGUUGGUUAUUGUGAUAAGUGUUGCUAUAUAUUUCACUGUCUGGGAGACACUCAUGAUGCUGUCGCUACUCUCAUCCUUCUACAUUCCUUCAGGCAAGCUGAUUAACAAGUGCACAGUUUCCCACUGGUUACAUGAACGGUGGGACAGCCUACUUUCUUCAAGUUUCAUUCAAUAUCUGUCUAUUUAUCUGUAUGUCUAUCGUCAGCGUAAGUCUUUUGCAUUCUUCUGAACUUCUUUGUGAUCUGUACAGUCCAACAAUAUUUAUUACUUUCGAAGAUGUAUCAAUUCUGUUAAUGAUGCUGUGAAUUAAUGAGGUUUGAAGUACAUAAUUGUUUGUAAGAGAGAAGAUUUCAGGUUAUUUGCAUGCUCAGCACUUUUCAUUUAAGUGCAAACAGAUUUCUGGAAGAAAAUUGCAGCAUUUUCUGGUCUGAAGUUCUAUUCAGAAAAUUUGAUUUCGUAGGGAACUGACAUGGUAUAAUGGUUAGAUCAAUCCCCAGGUAAAAACUGAAUUUUAAAGACAACUUGCUAAAGAUUCCACUGACUUUACUUGUGAGUCAGCAAAUGCUAAUUUCAUUCCUACCCAUCCUGUAAUGGGUAGAAAUUACAUUUCCUGAUGCUCCAUUCAAUUUUCCUUUUAACGAGAGAACUUACGUUCAACUAUCUAUGAGGGCUUAUUUUUAAACCUAUUUUCAGUUUUGUGCUAACAUGCCCAAUAAUUAAGGUGAGCUAUUUUACCUUGUGGCUAUUUAUCAGAUGAAGCAGUCAUCUGUUUGAACACUGACCAUCCUUACUAUACAGGGCUCGAUUUAGUGCUUUACUUGUGCAAUCCAAUAUUACAUAGUGCAACCUAGUUAUUAGUCUAACUUGCACCAGGUGCAAGUCAGUUUUUGAGUGGGUAAGCUUCUAAAUAUAACAUCUAAAUAAUUCAAUAGCAUAUUUCUUUCAUUACAUAUUGCCAUAAAAGCAGUGCAGCUGGAAUUGGGCUGGUGCAACUAGGUUUUUAUCUUAGGUUGCACCUGGUGCAAGUAGGUUAACAUCUCUUAAAUCGAGCCCUGCUAUAAGUAUAAGCUGGUUGCCAGUGUGUCAGUCAGUAACAUGGUAUCUUCGGAAAUGUGCAAUAGGGGUUCCAGAAGGAAAUCAAAGGAGGGAUAUUUAAUGUACACCUUUAACAGACAAAGCAACAAUGUAGUUGACAGUACUGAUCUAUACACUGAAACCCUAUUAAUCCAGAUAGUAGUUUCCAGAUUAACAAGUUGAACUACUGUCAGUUUUAUUGUAUAUACAUGUAAAUGUUUGAAACAUCUAUCAACCAGAUUGUAAGAUUUCUGAAAUAAAAGGGUCCAGACAAGCAAGAAUUUGUAGAUAGAUCCUUGUUACGUGCCAUUAACAGAAUGCUUCAUAUCCUAGAUUUACCAAGUUAUGUUUCGAGGUACGGCAUCUUACUCACUGAUUGGUUUCACCAAAGCAGUAACUAUCUACAACCUGCAUCAUUUCCUCCCAGGUUCUCAAGCCAUGCUAUAACCAUGAUAACUAAAAUACUGUAAUAAACAGUGUUAAACACUUACCAACUCAUCUCAUACCAUUUCUCUUAAACAUAGUCUGUUGAGAUUCACAUGUUCUGUGAUAAUAACAGUUUCCUCAUAGUUAAAGACACUUUUAUUCAGACACUGGCUAAUUUUGUCACCUUUACAAAAUUCGCUUUCUUUUAGCUACUGUAUAAACUUGAUUGUGUGACACUGAGUGCAUGGUAAAUCAUUGGAGUGAUGUAGGUCACAAGAAACUAUAUGGCAGUGUAUACAGGGCUGAAUAAUAUAUUCAAACAAUGCUGUCGUUGUGUGGGAACCCUCUAUAAAUGUUAUGAAGAUAUAUCACAUGGGAACUUCACUGGAGGGAAUAUGUACAAUAUUUGCACAUGUUGAGGUAAGCUUGAAAGCUGACAAUAUGCACAUGCACAAAAGGUAGAAGUGUUUUACUGUACAAGAGCUUGUCAACACUGCACUGUGUGUUUGUUGUAAGGUUUGAUCUUAAACCAGCGAAAGAAAUCUCAUAAAAAAUUCUUAACUAAAUGAUUGUUUUAAAUACUAAAGUGAUUCUUUGCUUUGGGGUGUUUUAAUGUUGGGUGAUUUAUUGAUCCCACACCCAAAUUUCAUGAAUAUGGAAUUAAAUGUAGAAAGGUUAUAUGACAAACAAAAGCUUUUUGGAAGUUUAUUCUGAUUUUCAUUUUGAUCACCAAACUUUAUGGAUAACACUUACAAAAUGAUUAUUGUAUAGCAAAUGGUUUAUAGCCCUGUCAUAUUCAGUAUAUCUCUCAGAGGCCGCUGCCAUUAUUCAUGGGAAUAUUUGUGUGUUAGUAUUAUUGUAUAUAUCUCAACUAAAACAGAGCCGUGUGUUUUGUGUUCUGUCAAGAAUUGUGUGAUGUUUUAAGUGUAGGACUGUGAAAAAUGUUGUCAUCGUGCCCCUAAAACGAUAGAUUAGGAAGACAUACCAGAUUAUGUUCUUGUUUAGGUUGUAAUUUCCAGGCUAAUGGUACCCUCACUUAACCCCAAAGAAAGUAUCAAAAAAAAAAAGAAA